This is a messenger RNA of Euleptes europaea (tarantolino), 1872 nucleotides long. It is a transcript of the gene DGLUCY, whose product is annotated as D-glutamate cyclase. Bases 10 to 1854 code for a protein of 614 amino acids. The transcript is spliced from 12 exons. Gene Ontology annotation, molecular function: D-glutamate cyclase activity. NCBI's taxonomy places the organism in Eukaryota, Metazoa, Chordata, Lepidosauria, Squamata, Sphaerodactylidae. The record is from RefSeq and is a predicted model, not a curated record. Gene Ontology annotation, biological process: glutamate metabolic process.
GGCGUGAUCAUGAAACAUCUGAGGACACUUCUUCCAUCUGCAGUCAGAAAACUAAUUCGAUCAGAUAAACUCAGCAUUAGAAAUACUUCUGGAAUGUCAGAAGGAUUUAAACAGGCAAAUAUUAUAAUUCUACACAAAUCUCUUGCGGAUGAUUUUGAAAAUUUUUGCCAUGCAAAUGAAGGACCCCUUCCUUUACUCUACAGAAGUAAACCAGGGGAGUGGAAAUGCCCUACCCUGGGCACUGAUUCUGAUAUUAGAACUGACUGUCUGCAGUACAGGAAAUAUGAGAACGGAUUAUGUACAGGAAUUCUGACAAGCUUGAAGGAAUAUUCUGAACAGCUUAAAGACAUGGUGACUUUCUAUCUAGGCUGUAGUUUCACAUUUGAAAAGGCAGUCCAGAAGGUCGACAUCCCUGUAAGAAAUGUUGAACAGAAAUGUAACGUAAGCAUGUACAAGACUGCUGUGCCUUGCCAUGAUUCUGAACAUUUUCACUGUAAUCUAGUGGUGUCAAUGAGACCAGUUCCUAAGGAUAAAUUGGAAUUGAUUGUGCAAACCACCUAUCCAAUGAAAAAAUCACACGGAGCGCCAGUUCACAUUGGUAAUCCUGGUUUAUUAGGUAUCAAAGAUCUUUCCAAGGUAGACUAUGGUGAUGAGGUACAAGCUCAUCCAGAGGAUGUUCCAGUCUUUUGGGCCUGUGGGGUAACAGGGGUGGAAGCCAUCAGUAAUUGCAAGUCUCCGCUGGCAUUUACCCAUUCUCCUGGCUGUAUGUUUAUCACUGAUUUGAAGGAUGAAGAUGCUGCAGUCGAUUAUGGCAAAGAAAUCCCUAAAAUAUACUGUAUUUGUCAGAACCCUCUGCAUUAUAGCAUCACAUCUGCUGCAGCCGUACACAAAAUAAGAAGACUAGAAGAGAUUAUUAAAGUGGACCCAGGAGACAGAGGUGUGAAACAUUUGUUCUGUCAGGAUGAACUUCUGAAGGCAUGUCUGUCCAUGUCACAUGCUCAUUCAGUGUUGAUUACCACUGGAUUUCCUACCCACUUCAAUUAUGAGCCCCCUGAAGAAAAUGAUGGGCCUCCAGGAGCCAUUGCAGUGGCAGCCAUGUUGAAAGUCCUGGGAAAACAUGUUGCUGUAGUAACCGAUCAAAGAGCUAUACCUUUGAAUGAGAAGGUUAUUAAAGAAGCUGUCCAACAAGGGAUACUGAAGACUCCAGUUCCUGUAAUUAGCUAUCAUAGCGAAUCUGCAGAUUCAGCUUUGCACUUUUUGUGUGAGGAUGGAAAUCCAGAAAAGCCCAAGUUUAGUCACCUGAUAGCAAUAGAACGUGUUGGGAUGGCUGCUGAUGGCAAUUAUUAUAAUUCACGGAAAAUUAAUAUUAAGCAUUUAGUGGAUCCCAUUGAUGAGCUCUUUGUAGCAGCGCGCAGUAUCCCAGGGAUUACUACAACAGGCAUUGGGGAUGGAGGGAACGAAUUAGGAAUGGGAAAAGUAAAAGAAGCUGUGAAGAAGUACAUUAAAAAUGGAGAUGUUAUCGCUUGUGAUGUUGAAGCAGAUUUUGCAGUUGCAGCAGGGGUUUCUAACUGGGGAGGUUAUGCUGUUGCUUGCGCGCUGUAUGUCCUCAAUACCUGUGAAGUACAUGACCGCUAUUUGAGGAAAGCUAUUGGAUUCUCCAGGUUGUCUGAGAAAGCAAGCUGGGCAUCAGCACUUCCAUCUGUGCUUAAGGAAGAAAAGUUGCUGAGCAUAUUGCAGCGGCACAAAGUCCGCAGUGGAAUAACUGCCAGUCUGGAAAUGGAAGUGGAUGGUCUGCCAUUCUAUGAUACACAUUCGCUUACAAUUGAGAAGCUUCUGCAGGAAACUCUGAAAUAACUUUCCUCUAACCCGUGG